AUGCAAAAGGUAUAUUAACGAAAAAUUGCCUGAAACGGCUCAAAAAUUGCGAAAUUCAGGCUAUUCCCGUAAUUGGAGUGCCGCCGGAGGAGCGGACGCCGAUGCAGAAGGAAAAUAAGACGAAGAAGGUGGAGAAGUAAUAAAAUUAAUAGAAAAACACUGAACAUCAUCGAUUUCCUUGCAGACCGCCCGAAAAACCAAAACCUCCGGGAGUUCAAGACACAAUUGCGCACGCAACGCUCACCGCCUGCGAAACCAUGCUCACAGAGGAGGAGAGAAAAGCGUACAACCUCUUCUGCCAUGAAAUUAAUGUAAAACCUGCUAAAAAAUGUUUGAAAAUACUCGAAAAACUCCUCAGAAAGUGCCCGAAAUUGUUGGCCUACCGAAAAACUUCAAAAAGAAGGCGAAGCGGCGUUGGAAGUACCAGUGGCUCAGAAAUCGAGCAAAAAUCAUGACGGGCGGUGCGAAGUUUGCGCCCAAAUUGGAAUACGAUCAGAAAGCGGUGGCCGAAGUGCUGAAAACCAUGAAGGGAAUGACCAUAAAGGCGGCGAAAAACGCUCAAAAUUCGAUUGGCCCGCCAAAAUUGUCAAAUAAACAAAAAAAGCAGCAGGCGGAGACACAUAAAAAACCGCCGCCGCUUAUGGCAAACUUGAUCGCCGAGCCGCCGGUUACGGAUCGAUCGAUGAUCCCGGAUUAUCGCGGAAAUGAGCCCAGACACUAUCAAGGCGGCUACGGCGGAUAUCAGUAUCUGAACAACGACUGGUGGGUGAAAAUUGUCUCGCGCUUCAUUUUUCCCAUAUUUUUCCUCAAAAACGUCAACAUUUGCAGGAUAACGCCGAACCAACCGAACAACUGGAACACCCCGGAACCACAACCGGAUCCCUACCAGACACCCUUCCAGACUUCCUCUUUUUCCUCUUCUUCCUAUCCGUCGAGAAACACCUACUCGAGUUUCCCCGGCUCCUCCGCUCCUUCCUCCUACGCCACCGCCUUCCCCUCCGCCGCAUUUCCGUCUUUGAACUGUUCGCCAGCCCCGCCCACUUCUUCUUUCGCUUCCGUCCUUCCGGAGAUUAUCAGCGAGGUCGUAAGAGCUGAGCAGAUGAGCCAGGAGCCGUUGAGCACUCACUUCUCUUCGUAUUCGCUAUCAGAUCCAAUGACUUCGAUGCCGAAUCAAAGUGCGUGGAGGCCGACAACGUCCACCGGAGGAUCGGAUCAAUCGGCGAUGCAGAGAAGACUGGCGGAAAUCGAGCAGGAACUGCAGGAGAUCGAGCAGAAAAAGAUCGAAAUGGCGAUGCAGGAAGAAGUGCGGAGACGGGAGGCCGAGCUGCGAGAACGCGAACGGUGGAUCGAGAUGCGCGAGCGCGAGAUUCGGGAACUGGAGAAGUACGGAAGGGGAAGAGAGCGGAGCAGGUCCAGGAGCAGGGAACGGGACAGGGACCGCAGAAGGUAAGAAUAUUGUCGUAUUCUUGGCGCUAACCAGAUUCCCUGAGAAGCUGGGCUUCAUUGCUAUUUGUUUGUUAACUGAGUGUUCAAAAACCUAGUUUUCGCGAGAAAAUGACGGUUCUUACCAACUUUCUCAUAGCUCAAGACUGUCUGAUAUCAGUUAGGUUCAACACAAACGAACUGUGAGAUCAGAAUUUUUGUGCUUGAAACUCUAAUAGCGACAAACAGUUUGUAUGGUUCAUUCUGAUGUUCUGAGCAUUAGACACCUCAAGACUGAUGUCGAUUAUUGAUGUUUGCUGUAAUCUUAUGAGCACGCUUACUUUGAAACGUCCCCGAUUGUAGGGUAUAUCUUCUAACUUCUUCCACAAACCUGUAAGCAUCGCGAUGUAGUUCUCGUCCUUCUGGUAAGAUCUACGAUCCAAAACGAGCAGAUCCACAUUCUGCCCGGUUUUGAGAUGCACCAGCCUCUGCUGAGAAUUCUGCGAUCAAAAACUUGAAAGGGCAAACGUUUUCACCUCAUCAGGCUUUGUGUAAUUGAAUCUCCAUGCCGAAAUAUGUGUUAGACUAUUCCUGACAAUUCCCAACUCCACAGCAACCGACGACAAUUGCAGCAGCCGUCCGAGUAGUGACCACCACCACCACCAGUACCAUCAUCGUCCGACGUCCUACACGACACGUGGAUACAUCGACACUCGUCCGGCAAGCUACGCCAACGAGAUAAGCAUCGAACAGAGAGACCGUUUGCGCGAGGAAAGGAACGCGGCAGCGGCGCGGCGGCACGGACAACGCGGCAAUCGCGAGAAACGAUUCGGACCGAGCGUGGGCGGAGAUCGAGAAGCGGAGAGGAACAGGAAGCGAGAAGGUAGCGGCAGACUUCCGAAUUAAGAGACGUUCAUCGAUUUUUCGUUUCGUUUUUACUUUCUAUUGUUUUACACCAUCUUUUUGUUGGAAAUUCAGCCGGAACUGUCUAAAUAUAAAACAUUUAGGCUCGUCGAAGCGUGAAGUGAAUCGGUCCGGACGAAUUCAAGCGGUCGUGUCGCGCAAACAGCCCAGGCUCGGCGAUCUCAAAACGGAGGCAAUCAGCGACGAUGAGCAAUAG
Molecule: messenger RNA, 2542 nt
Organism: Caenorhabditis sp. 36 PRJEB53466
Lineage: Eukaryota; Metazoa; Nematoda; Chromadorea; Rhabditida; Rhabditidae
Source: the annotation of a GenBank genome assembly